This is a messenger RNA of Trifolium pratense (red clover), 1774 nucleotides long. Its product is annotated as glucan endo-1,3-beta-glucosidase 12-like. The record is from RefSeq and is a predicted model, not a curated record. Lineage: Eukaryota; Viridiplantae; Streptophyta; Magnoliopsida; Fabales; Fabaceae. Bases 156 to 1589 code for a protein of 477 amino acids. The transcript is spliced from 3 exons. Gene Ontology annotation, cellular component: plasma membrane. Gene Ontology annotation, molecular function: hydrolase activity, hydrolyzing O-glycosyl compounds. Gene Ontology annotation, biological process: carbohydrate metabolic process.
UUAGUUACACCACUCCCACACACUCCUCACGUCACUCCCACUUGCUCCACAACCAAAAAACACAUUCAUUCAUUCUCCUACAUAUCAACACCACCACAUAACCAACAUUUCCUCACCAAAAAUACCCUCUGUUUCUCUCCACAGAAACAGAAAAAAUGCAUCCCUUCACCCUCUCCCUCAUCUUCCUCUCCUUCACCCUCCUCACUCUCACAGAUGGAGGUUCAAUUGGAGUAAACUAUGGACGCAUAGCAAACAAUCUACCAUCAGCAACAAAAGUAGUUCAUCUUCUCAAAUCACAAGGCUUAGACCGUGUCAAAGUCUACGACACAGACCCAUCAGUACUCCGAGCACUCUCCGGUUCCAAAAUCAAAGUCACAGUCGAUCUACCAAACCAACAACUCUUCGCAGCAGCAAAAGCACCAUCUUUUGCACUCUCAUGGGUCGAACGAAACGUCGUCGCUUACUACCCACACACCCAAAUCGAAGCCAUUGCUGUUGGUAACGAAGUUUUUGUAGACCCAAAUAACUCAACAAAAUACCUCGUACCCGCCAUGAAAAACAUCUACAGAGCUCUUCAAAAACACAAUCUACACUCAGAUAUCAAGGUUUCUUCCCCCAUUGCUCUUUCUGCUCUUGGUAGCUCUUACCCUGCUUCAUCCGGGUCAUUCCGACCCGAAUUAAUCAAACCCGUUUUUCAACCCAUGCUUGAUUUUCUCCGUGAAACCGGUUCUUACCUUAUGGUUAACGUUUACCCGUUUUUUGCGUAUGAGUCAAAUGCUGACGUCAUUUCACUUGACUAUGCUUUAUUUAGAGAAAACCCGGGUCAGGUUGAUUCGGGUAACGGGUUAAGAUACUUGAAUCUUUUCGACGCUCAAAUCGACGCUGUUUUCGCAGCUCUUUCUGCUUUGAAAUAUGAUGAUAUAAACGUCGUCGUUUCGGAAACAGGUUGGCCUUCAAAAGGUGAUAGUAAUGAAGUGGGUGCGAGUGUUGAGAAUGCAGCUGCUUACAAUGGUAAUCUCGUCCGUAAGAUCUUGACUGGUAGUGGGACCCCACUUAGGCCCAAAGCAGAUCUCACCGUUUAUUUAUUCGCGCUUUUUAAUGAAAAUCAAAAGCCUGGGCCCACUUCAGAGAGAAACUUCGGGCUUUUUUACCCUAAUGAAGAAAAAGUUUACAACGUUCCUUUAACCGUGGAGGCUCUUAAAAAUUACCAUGACAACCCCUCACCAGUUGCACCGGUUUCCGGUAAUACAAACCAGCCUACACCGGCGGUUGGCGGUAGUGGAAGCGGUGGUGUUUCUAAGAGUACUACCGGGAACACGUGGUGUGUUGCGAAUCCUUAUGCUGAUAAAAAUAAGCUACAAGAUGCUUUAGAUUUUGCUUGUGGUGAAGGAGGUGCUGAUUGUCAUUCGAUUCAACCUAAUGCCACAUGUUAUGAUCCUAAUACAUUAGUUGCGCAUGCUUCUUUCGCGUUCAACAGUUACUAUCAGAAGCAAGCACGUGCUGGUGGAAGUUGCUAUUUCGGUGGCACGUCGUAUGUGGUCACUCAAGAGCCUAAGUAUGGUAACUGUGAAUUUCCAACUGGAUACUAAAAGGUGAAGAGAAGGCUAACAUAGGGAGCAGAUGGCUGAUUUUGCAUUGUGUAAAGUUUAUCAUUAAGGUGGUGGUGACAUGGGUGAAAAAUAUUUGAAGAUUUUUUUUGGGGUUGUGGAUUGCAUUAGUUUUAGUUGUUAGUAUUAUUAUUAUUAUUAUCAAUUAAAAUAAUAUAUUUAUUUGA